Zerene cesonia (dogface butterfly) is the source of this 3280-nucleotide messenger RNA. It is a transcript of the gene Gclc, whose product is annotated as glutamate--cysteine ligase catalytic subunit. Lineage: Eukaryota; Metazoa; Arthropoda; Insecta; Lepidoptera; Pieridae. The record is from RefSeq and is a predicted model, not a curated record. Bases 325 to 2199 code for a protein of 624 amino acids. Gene Ontology annotation, cellular component: glutamate-cysteine ligase complex. The transcript is spliced from 11 exons. Gene Ontology annotation, biological process: glutathione biosynthetic process. Gene Ontology annotation, molecular function: glutamate-cysteine ligase activity.
UGUUAUCUUUCUGGAGUCAUUAAUGAUUAAUAUUAGUUGUUUAAAUUGAACUUUUUAUUGAAAUAUUUUGAUUGCAAACGAACUUAGUCAUACAAUCAUUAUGAAACAUAUAUAUUAACUGGCGGUUCGCGUUCAAUACUCAAAACAAUUCUCAAAGCAAUCAAAUUAACGUAUACUUUACACAACAUUUCACCACCGUCUCGCCAAUUACUGCGUCCAGUAAAUGAACAUCUGAUUAAUAUUGGUAAAUUUUGUUAUAGUGCUGUAUGUUGGAAAAGUGUGUGCAAAUCUUGUGGUAAUCUUUUUAAAAUCCAAAUUGUCAAAAUGGGAUUACUUACUGAAGGAAGUCCUUUGACUUGGGAAGAAACAAAAGCUUUAGCAGAACAUGUGCGCCAACACGGAAUUGAACAAUUUAUAAAUUUAUAUAAGAAGCUCAGAGAUCGUACUGGAGAUGUACUUAAAUGGGGUGAUGAAGUAGAAUAUAUUAUAGUAAAAUUUGAUGAUGAAAAUCAACGUGCAACAGUUAGUUUGAGAGCUGAUGAGAUUCUACCUGAAUUACAAAAGAAAGAACUAGAGGACCCUGAAAAUGUAAAAUCUCUAUGGCGGCCAGAAUAUGGUGCAUACAUGAUAGAGGGUACACCAGGAAAGCCCUAUGGCGGCCUUCUAGCACAUUUUAAUAUUGUAGAGGCCAAUAUGAAGUUUCGUAGAGCUGAAGCUAGUACUCUAUUGAAAGAUGGUGAAGUUAUUAUGAGUAUUACAAAUUUUCCAAGGUUAGGUUCUCCAGGUUACACAAGCCCACCUUAUGAACCAACACCGAGUUCAGGUGUGACCAGGUCACACUUCUUUCCUGACGAAUCUAUCUAUCCAGGGCAUCCUCGCUUCAAGACUUUAACUUCUAACAUAAGACAAAGAAGAGGAGAGAAGGUUGCAGUAAAUUUACCAAUUUUCCGCGAUGUCAAUACAAAGAUACCUGUAGAUAAUUAUCACGAGCUUGAAAAGGGCGUGGCGCAGCCCGACUGCGUGUACAUGGACGCAAUGGGCAUGGGGAUGGGCUGCUGUUGCUUGCAGCUCACUUUCCAAGCGUGCUGCAUUACUGAGGCCCGCACUCUCUAUGAUCAACUAGCACCUUUAUGCCCAAUUAUGUUGGCCUUAUCGGCAGCGUCGCCGAUAUAUCGCGGCUACCUCACAGAUGUCGACUGUCGCUGGAAUGUAAUAGCCGCGUCUGUGGACUGCCGCACGCGGGAAGAGCGUGGGCUCGAACCGUUAAAGAAUAAUAAGUUCCGAAUUCAAAAAUCACGUUACGACUCCAUUGACUCGUAUCUGUCGCCAGAGCAUGAGAAAUACAAUGAUAUUCAAAUAGUGCACGACCCUAACAUAUACAGACGCCUUCGCGAGGGCGGUAUUGACCACCCGCUUGCUUUGCACGUCGCUCAUUUGUUUAUUCGGGAUACCGUAUCUCUCUUUUCUGAAAAAGUCAACCAAGACGAUGAAAAUGACACUGACCAUUUCGAGAACAUUCAGUCGACGAACUGGCAGACGAUGCGCUUCAAGCCGCCGCCGCCGAACUCGCGCAUCGGCUGGCGCGUCGAGUUCCGGCCGUGCGAGGCGCAGCUCACGGACUUCGAGAACGCGGCCUACGUGUGCUUCGUGGUGCUGCUCACGCGUGUUAUACUGUCCUAUCGGCUCAAUUUCCUCUUACCCAUUAGUAAGGUGGAUGAGAACAUGCAGCGCGCGCAGCGGCGCGGCGCGUGCACGCGGCAGAAGUUCUGGUGGCGCCGCGACGUGCGCUCGCCCGACGCCGACGCCUACGCCGAGAUGACCAUCGACGAGAUCGUCAACGGAAAGGACGGCGUGUUCCCGGGCCUGGUGCCGCUGAUCGAGUCGUACCUGUCGGGUAUGGACGUGGACGCGGACACGCACUGCUCGGUGCAGCAGUACCUCAAGCUGAUCCAGCGCCGCGCCGCCGGCGAGAUCUCCACCAUGGCCACCUGGAUGCGCGAGUUCGUCACCACGCACCCCGCCUACCAAAAAGAUUCGGUUGUGUCUGAGAAGAUAAACUAUGACUUGUUGAAGACAGCCCACGGCAUACAAACGGGCUCCAUACCGGCUCCCACUUUGCUCGGCAGCAGCAACGUAUCGAAGACUAACGAAGACAUUCCUAAAGCAUUUACUAAAAUGAUGAACAAAGACUGUCCGUAAACUUUACCCCCAACGCAUACACGUAGUGCCUUCCGACUAGCGGCUUCGGUUUUUCGGCUUUGUUACUGUACUCAAUCAUGCCAUAAUUUAAAAAUGUUUAUUAGUUUAUAUUAUAUGAGAUGGUUGAAUAGUUCUAUAUUAUUGAGGGAUUUUACACGGAAAACGUUAAAAAUAGUUUCUAUUAAAACAUUUCAUUUAAAUUGACCUGCAAAACUGGUUAUUAGUAAUAAAUAUUGUGAUAAAAAAUAUAAAUAUCCGUUCUUUUUGAUGUCGCGUUGAUUUUUAUGUAUGCAUGUGAACUUUUGAAUGUUGAUAUACACCAACACUGAAGUUCACUGUUGUGUGACCAUACGAAAGUUUAAAUUUCAAAAUUGACAAAAAACAUCAAUUGUUUUUUUAAUGGGUACAAAAAACACUGUCCUUUUUCUUAGCAAUCGUUUAUGUACGGUGUAAAAUUAGCUUUUAGUUUAUAAAAUGAUUAUAGAUUUACCAUUGAUUGCAGUGUUGAGUGGUUGUGAUCGAUUUUAUUAUUCGAAUUAUAUCGUUUAGAAAUUACAAAUCAAUGAAUUUAAUUGUUUUCGUCGACGCUGGUCGUACCAUUUUACAACUUAAGGAAAUGCCGUCUAAUUAAAAAAAACGCCAUAAAAAAAAAUAACAUCAAAUGUUUUAUGUUCAAAAUUAUAGAAUUAGAAAAUGGCUAAAGACAAUGUGCCUUUCAUUAACAAACAGAUGUGCAAUAGAAUAAUGUACUUAUGUUAGAUAUAUUAAAGUAUAAUAGUUGCAAUAUUCCUAUUUUUAAUUAUUUUUAUUAUUUUAUUAGCUUAAUUUUUCUUUACUGAUAGUGUACUUAAGUAUGCGGUACAAAUAAAAUUCCAUCACAUAAUAUGUUACAAAAAAGCAUAUUAAAAAAAUCCAAUUAAUUAUAUAUUUAUUUUUUCAUCUAAUGGUUCUUAUAUUCUGUGUUUAUUGGCGUUACUUAAAUUGUUACGUAAGGUAUUAUAUUAUAUUGUUGUUAAAUGUUACCAAUUAAUAGGUGACACAAAUGUGUUAACUCUGAUUAAUAAUAAAACGAUUAUAACAG